Acipenser ruthenus (sterlet) is the source of this 2456-nucleotide messenger RNA. RefSeq lists its product as uncharacterized. The transcript has 2 exons. The record is from RefSeq and is a predicted model, not a curated record. NCBI's taxonomy places the organism in Eukaryota, Metazoa, Chordata, Actinopteri, Acipenseriformes, Acipenseridae. Bases 241 to 1575 code for a protein of 444 amino acids.
AUAAUCUAGAAUAUCUUUGGUAGUGUUGUUUGUUGUUGUAAAAAAUGUCGCAGAGUGAACUACAUUUUAGUCAGCUUGUCUGCCCUUCCUGUUACAGAUGCACAGUAUGUGAAGGAUGGUACAGAGGGGAAAAGAGAGCCAUGAAGUUCGCUAUCCCAAGAAUUUGGCAGGAACCCACUGACCACUCAAGCAACUGCUACUUCUGCAUGGUGGACCCUUCCAAAUGUCGGACUGGCAAGAAUGCACCUGCUAUCACGUAUCCGGACCUUCCUUCAUCCAUCGCCCCGGUGCCACACUGCCAUGAGCUCCCCGUACCCACUCCUCCGGAGAGAGAGCAGCAAGUCAGAGAGCGAGGAAGAUGUUGUAGAUCCAGAUGACAAUUUCAGAGGUGGAGCUGAGGAGAGAAACCCAUACUACCCCAACCAAAAAGACCUCAACAACUUGAUUAGAGAUCUUGGUCUCACCAAGUCCAAUGCUGAGCUUUUGACGUCUAGGCUCAAGCAGUGGAACUUGUUGGAUGAAAGUGUGCAAGUCGCAGAUCAGAGGAAGCAUCACCAACCUUUUUCCAGCUUCUUCACCCGUCAAGAUGGGCUCUGCUUCUGCCACAAUGUGACCAGUCUGUUCGAGGCAAUCGGAAUCGCCUGUAGCCAGAAUGAGUGGCACCUCUUCAUUGACAGCUCAUCCAGGAGCCUCAAAGCCAUGCUGCUCCAUAAUGGUAACAAGUACCCGUCUCUUCCCCUGGCUCACUCGGUGCACCUCAAAGAGGAUUACAACAGCAUCAAGACCUUGCUGGAUGCCUUGAAGUAUGAUGAGUAUGGCUGGGAGGUCAUAGGAGACUUCAAAAUGGUGGCAUUCCUGAUGGGUCUCCAAGGCGGUUUUACCAAGUUUCCCCGCUAUCUUUGCCUUUGGGACAGCAGGGACACCAAGGCGCACUACCACAGGCGGGACUGGCCACAGCGGACCGAGUUCUCUGUGGGGAGGAACAACGUCAAGUGGGAGCCACUGGUGGACCCCCGGAAGGUGCUGAUGCCACCACUGCACAUCAAAUUGGGCCUUAUGAAACAAUUUGUCAGAGCUCUAGAUAAGGAGUCGGCAGCCUUCAAGUACCUUCAAGACUUCUUCCCUAAGCUGUCUGAGGCAAAGGUCAAAGCCGGUGUCUUCGUCGGACCACAGAUAAAGAAGAUCCUGGAGUGCAAUGAAUUCCCCAAGAAGCUCACUAGUAAGGAGAAAGCGGCUUGGAACAGCUUUGUCGCAGUGGUUCGGGGCUUCCUGGGCAAUCACAAGGCCGAAAACUAUGUGGAGCUGGUUGAGACUCUGGUGAAGAACUACGGCACAAUGGGCUGUAGGAUGUCCCUCAAAGUCCAUAUCCUUAAUGCUCAUCUUGAUAAAUUCAAGGAGAACAUGGGAGCGUACUCGGAGGAGCAAGGCGAGCACUUCCACCAGGAUAUACUGGACUUUGAACGCCGCUACCAAGGACAGUAUAACGAGAACAUGAUGGGAGACUAUAUUUGGGGGCUGAUUCGUGAAAGUGAUUUACAGUAUAAUCGUAAAUCUCGAAAAACUACUCACUUCUAAAUCUUUUGUAGUCAUUUUUGUAUUACUUUAGUAUAAAUACAUGUUAAUUUGGAUUCAUAUGUUGUUUUUUUCUGACUUUAUGUGAACGAAAAGACACAAAUUCGCCCGUUUUCUCAUUGGAAAUAGAUAAAUUUCAAAAUAUCACUGUCCUGGUCACAAAAGCAAAGUUUGUGGGGAAUAAUAGUCAUUUUCUAUACUUUUGAGGCAUAAGCAAUUAGGAAAUAACACUUACUACCCAGGAACAAAAAUUGUGUUACAUAGUGAAUUGGAUAGUAAAUAGCAAAGGUGUUAUGCUCAAAAAGCUCUAUAUGUCUGUAUUAUAUGAUAAUGAGUGUCUUUGCGUAUGACUCCUCCCAUGUGUAUGAUCUGUAUUUUGUUCUUUGUCAGAAUAAUAAUCUGUAUUUCUCUCUGACUGGUUGGUUAGUUAACACAGAGAAAAAUAAUAAGGCAGACUAAAUUAAAACUAAACUGACAAAAAAUACAUAUAUUUUGAGGGUUAAAUAAAAUGAAAGAAAGUCCUUGCUGCAGUACUUGAAGAGUGAAUCAUAUUCCUAUAUGUCCUAUGGUUCUUUAAAAAAAUUAAACAGUAUCAAUUAAGUAUGUGACUUUAGGGACCUCUAGAGGUAUGAAAUGCAAACUGCAGUAAAACUGACUGUUUAUAAUAUCAGUGGGGCUGUUACAGAAGAACAGUUUUGCCUAUAAAAAAUUGUGUUAAUGUCUUAAAUACUUACCCAGAGAUCACACACACUAAUGUAUUCUGUUUACUGCAAUUAGCUUAUAAAGGUUUCAUCUUUUAGUUAAUGCUUAAUGACUUUAGGAUCGCAUGGUUAGCACUGGUACUAUACAGCUAUGGACAAAAGUACUUUUCCAUAUUAUGAAAA